This is a messenger RNA of Gorilla gorilla gorilla (western lowland gorilla), 2708 nucleotides long. It is a transcript of the gene EIF4H, whose product is annotated as eukaryotic translation initiation factor 4H. The transcript has 6 exons. Gene Ontology annotation, molecular function: RNA binding. The record is from RefSeq and is a predicted model, not a curated record. NCBI's taxonomy places the organism in Eukaryota, Metazoa, Chordata, Mammalia, Primates, Hominidae. The coding region runs from base 229 to 915 and encodes 228 amino acids.
GGGACGCCGCCGCACCACGUGGGAGGCAGAGCGCACGGGGCAGGCAGCUGCCCGUGGGCCCAGGGCCGGGCGCGGCGCGGCGAGCGUCCGUGCGUGCGCGCGCGUGCGUACGACCAGGGGAUUUGCGAUCAGGCGGCGCGGCGGACAGCCCCGGCGGCGGGGCGGGGGGAGUUAUAUUGCGGGGUCCUUCCUCGCUCACCCUGGUUCCUCUCGGAGCGGAGACGGCAAAUGGCGGACUUCGAUACCUACGACGAUCGGGCCUACAGCAGCUUCGGCGGCGGCAGAGGGUCCCGCGGCAGUGCUGGUGGCCAUGGUUCCCGUAGCCAGAAGGAGUUGCCCACAGAGCCCCCCUACACAGCAUACGUAGGAAACCUACCUUUCAAUACGGUUCAGGGUGACAUAGAUGCUAUCUUUAAGGAUCUCAGCAUAAGGAGUGUACGGCUAGUCAGAGACAAAGACACAGAUAAAUUUAAAGGAUUCUGCUAUGUAGAAUUCGAUGAAGUGGAUUCCCUUAAGGAAGCCUUGACAUACGAUGGUGCACUGUUGGGCGAUCGGUCACUUCGUGUGGACAUUGCAGAAGGCAGAAAACAAGAUAAAGGUGGCUUUGGAUUCAGAAAAGGUGGACCAGAUGACAGAGGCUUCAGGGAUGACUUCUUAGGGGGCAGGGGAGGUAGUCGCCCAGGCGACCGGCGAACAGGCCCCCCCAUGGGCAGCCGCUUCAGAGAUGGCCCUCCCCUCCGUGGAUCCAACAUGGAUUUCAGAGAACCCACAGAAGAGGAAAGAGCACAGAGACCACGACUCCAGCUUAAACCUCGAACAGUCGCGACGCCCCUCAAUCAAGUAGCCAAUCCCAACUCUGCUAUCUUCGGGGGUGCCAGGCCUAGAGAGGAAGUCGUUCAAAAGGAGCAAGAAUGAGCCUGCGGUUGGGAGGGAAUGGGGCGUGGGGGGUUAGAGCAGGACCACAGCCUGGUGAGUCCCCGGGCAGCCGUCCUGCAGCCGCCACUCCUGCGCCUGCCAUUGGCCUCCUCACAGCGGAAACACAGCUUGUGAGUGCAUGUCAGCUGUUAACAAGUGGUUUUUAGUACAUUCUGGGCUUUGCUGUAUCUAUCUAGUGCCUGUUUGUGCGUUUUUUUCUUUCUUCCGCUGCUUCCCCAUUUUCCUUCUGUCCUUUUCCUCCUGCUCCUUGUUUUCCCAGCAGCACAUGGGGUUCCUUGGAGGAGCGGAGGUGGCCGCCGUGGGGGGGCGUUUGGGCUGCGGUGCUGCGUCAUUUUUCCUUUGCUUUCUCUUUACUUUAGACACUGGCCCAACUCCAGGCGUUUCCUUUCAUUUCCUCAGUGCUUCUCUUCUGACCUGCAUGUUGAGUUCUGUAUUGCUGGGGCUUCCAACAAAAACCAGAGUCACUGACAGAGGGAACGGCAGAGACCUUGGUAUUCAGCUGUGAUGGAUAUAGAGAAUCGGAGGCACCUUGUUUUCACAACUAGGAUAAAAAUAUCUGCAGGGUCCUUUCCAUUCCUAUUUAGAGGGAGUCCUGGCUCCAUGACCCCCUCCCUAGUGGACUGUCCAAGCAGAUAGGCUCACACGAGAAACUGAGGCUGAAAGGGGGGGCCGUGGAAGAGCGGUAGGAAGUCCACGGAGAAGAUGCAGUGAAUGCUUGCAUGCAUUCACACGUGUGUGUGUCCCAGCUAGUUCACUCCUUUCGCCGUGCGUGGUGGAGGCUCGCUUCUCUGGCUGGGUGCAGUGAACGGCCAGCGGGUUUCUUUUCUGCUGGGCCAAGGCGCUUUGGGGGUGGAGGGGGUGGUGCUGGCGCUGCGCUGGGCUGACUGCGGCGCUGACGCGGCGUUUCCCCCCAUCCCUGUUGCCUGUGUGUUGUGUGGAUCUGUUCCUAGUAUAGGCAACAUAAUGAGAUACUGUGCUUCCUACCUCCCCUUCAGUUCAGAGCCAAAAUGGGUCUAGAAUCUGGCACUUUACUCAUUUCCUUUGAUAAAUUAAAUUGUACUAUGCAGAGCUGUCAGGAACCUUCAGAUAGCAGUAGAGGACUGCAGCUGUCUAGGUCUGCGGCCACAUCUUGGGGACACACUGGAUUGUUCCCAUGUGCAGGGUUCAGCACUUAUGUGGGAGUGCUAGGGGUUAGGCUUUUGAGCUUGAACGCCUGCGUGUGAACAGAUGAAAAAUCCUUCAGUACCCAAGUCCCAGUCUGUCCUAUGGGGAGCAGUUUGGGGGCGGCCGGCAGCAGGAGCCUGGGAAAGAGGCCCUCGCCAGGUGAUGGCAGGGCCAGGGUGGCCUGGGGCACCCAGCAGAAUGUGCUUAGUAUUUGGUCACCAGCCGUCAUCCUGGGCUUUUCCUACUGUGUCUUGUUACAAGGCCUCAGCAAUCCACAGAACUCUCUCUCCUUCCUUCCACCUGUCAGCUUCUCUGCUUCUGAGAUAAGAACCAUUUGUGUAACACCAACACUUAACUUCAGAAAGACAUGCAUUAUGUGGUGUAAUCAAACCCGAUGCUUUCAGAUGACCUACUUACAUCUUCAGUGUGGAUAAGAUAAAGAACAAAACACAUGCAUCUAAACUGCUGGGCAAUCCAGUUGACUUUUAAAUGUAAGAAUGGAAUUCCAAACACUUAACACAUUCAGCUAUAUGACAGAAAGUAAAUCUAUGGAUAUGGUAUUUUGUGAAUGAUCUUUUAAAUAAAAGAAAACCUUACGUAAUAUUUAA